CAAACUCGCCGGAAGAACUCCAGACACCAUUUGAAUUUGUGACCAGAGCGUUUAAAUUAUGCAGAAAGUUAUUUCACAUUCGUAUAGGUUUUUGUGUUUUGAAACUACCUGUACUGACCCGUGACGACACACCUCCGUAGUAGAGUGGGAUUUGAAGCUUCUAGCCCGCAGAUUGGAGCUGUGAUCCCCAGUCCGCUCGGAUGGCUCUGGAAUUAAAAUCGAGGCGAUUCGCUGUGGAAACAGGACACUAACCAGAGAGGGUACGUCCAGAAAUUGGCUCAGAAGUAAAAGAGGCUCGUCGAGCUUUGAAACCAGAGCGCCGCCGAGCUGGACUUUUGUGGAUGGAUUUCUCCAAGAAGCUCAGCUUCUGAGGAAAGCAGGGAUGUCCCGCCAUUCCUUGCAGCGGAAGAGUGCUCCUCUGCGCAGUGAAUGAACGAAGAACAUGCAGGGAUUGCUAAUGGGUUCUACUCUUUCUCGGGUCCCUCUCUUGUGACCAUGUCGUGAUCCUGUCCCCGGGCCUUCCGAUCGCUCCUUGCUCGCCCCUCGAUCGAAUCCGAGCGUGGAAGCUGCUCCCGAGAGAAGGUGCUGCCGGCGGGCCGGAGGAAUCAAACCGCUGGUAUUGCUCUCAAUACAAGAAAUCAUGAAGAUUAUCUGUCCGUUUCUAAACAACCUGGUCUUUGAGUGCUCGACUAGAUUUUUCCUGUGCUUGUUGUGGAUGGGAUAUUCUCAAGGAAUGCCGCACGUUUUAAGAUUUGGGGGUAUUUUUGAGUCAGUGGAGCAAGCCCCAUCGGGGGCAGAGGAACUAGCCUUUAAGUUUGCAUUAAAUACAAUCAACAGAAAUAGAACACUGCUGCCAAACACAACAUUAACCUAUGACAUCCAAAGGAUAAAUAUUUACGACAGUUUUGAAGCAUCCAGAAAAGAAUUAUGUAUCUCCUCUUCAGCCUGUGAUCAACUGUCCCUUGGGGUGGCAGCCAUCUUUGGGCCUUCUCAUAGUUCUUCAGCUAACGCAGUGCAGUCCAUUUGCAAUGCUCUCGGGGUUCCCCACAUACAGACGCGGUGGAAGCAUCAAGUGUCAGACAACAGGGAUUCUUUCUACGUCAACCUGUACCCAGACUUCUCAUCUCUCAGUCAAGCCAUUCUGGAUCUGGUACAUUUCUUCAAAUGGAAAACUGUCACCGUAGUGUAUGAUGACAGCACAGGUCUGAUUCGCUUACAAGAGCUUAUCAAAGCCCCAUCUCGGUACAGUAUUCGCUUAAAAAUUCGGCAGCUUCCAGCAGAUACAAAGGAUUCCAAGCCUUUGCUGAAGGAAAUGAAAAGGAACAAGGAAUUCCACAUAAUAUUUGACUGUGGUCAUGAGAUGGCAGCAGGCAUCUUGAAGCAGGCUUUGUCGAUGGGAAUGAUGACUGAAUAUUAUCACUACAUUUUCACCACCCUGGACAUCUUUGCCCUGGACUUGGAGCCUUACCGCUACAGUGGAGUGAACAUGACAGGGUUCCAGAUUCUCAACACUGAGAACAGCCAAGUUGCCUCCAUAAUUGAGAAAUGGUCAAUGGAAAGAUUACAAGCACCUCCUAAACCAGGCUCGGGAUUACUGGAUGGAUUUAUGACGACAAAUGCUGCCUUAGUUUAUGAUGCGGUUCAUGUGGUAUCGGUAGCUGUCCAGCAGUCCCCACAGAUGACCGUCAGCUCCUUGCAGUGUAAUAGGCACAAACCCUGGCGCUUUGGAAGCCGUUUCAUGAAGUUCAUUAAAGAGGCUCACUGGGAAGGAUUAACAGGCCGAAUUAUAUUCAAUAGUUCCAAUGGCUUGAGAACAGAUUUUGAUUUGGAUGUGAUUAGCCUCAAGGAAGAAGGGCUUGAAAAGGUUGGGACCUGGGAAACGAGCAGUGGAUUGAACAUGACUGAAAAUCGCAAAGGAAAGACAGCUAACAUCACCGAUUCAUUAUCUAACCGAUCAUUAAUUGUUACAACGAUUCUGGAAGAGCCUUAUGUGAUGUUUAAAAAGUCCGAUAAACCUCUUUAUGGAAAUAGUCGAUUUGAGGGAUUCUGCAUUGACCUCUUGAAAGAGUUGUCCAAUAUCCUCGGAUUUACCUAUGAGGUCAGACUGGUGGACGAUGGGAGAUAUGGAGUUCAGGAUGAAAAAGGACAGUGGAAUGGAAUGGUCAGGGAACUGAUGGAUCAUAAAGCUGAUCUUGCAGUUGCACCCCUGACUAUCACCUACGUCCGAGAGAAGGUCAUUGACUUCUCAAAGCCAUUCAUGACUCUGGGAAUAAGUAUUUUGUACCGAAAGCCCAACGGUACAAACCCUGGCGUUUUCUCCUUCCUGAAUCCUCUCUCCCCUGAUAUCUGGAUGUAUAUUCUGCUGGCUUACUUGGGUGUCAGUUGUGUGCUGUUUGUCAUAGCCAGGUUUAGCCCCUAUGAGUGGUAUAAUCCCCACCCUUGCAAUCCCGACUCAGAUGUGGUGGAAAACAAUUUUACCUUGCUAAAUAGUUUCUGGUUUGGAGUUGGAGCUCUCAUGCAGCAAGGUUCCGAGCUAAUGCCUAAGGCCCUUUCAACCAGGAUUGUGGGCGGCAUCUGGUGGUUCUUCACACUGAUCAUCAUUUCAUCGUAUACCGCUAACCUGGCUGCUUUUCUGACAGUGGAGCGCAUGGAAUCUCCCAUUGACUCGGCAGAUGACCUGGCGAAACAAACCAAGAUAGAGUAUGGAGCUGUUGGCGAUGGAGCUACUGUAACUUUCUUUAAGAAAUCCAAAAUAUCAACCUACGAAAAGAUGUGGGCCUUCAUGAGCAGCAGACAACAGACCGCGCUUGUCAAAAAUAAUGAAGAAGGAAUCCAGCGUGUCUUAACCACAGAUUAUGCCUUGCUAAUGGAGUCAACAACCAUUGAGUUUGUCACGCAGAGAAACUGCAACUUGACACAGAUCGGAGGCCUCAUAGAUUCCAAAGCUUACGGAGUUGGCACUCCCAUGGGUUCACCAUACAGGGAAAAGAUCACCAUCGCCAUUCUCCAACUGCAGGAGGAAGGGAAGCUGCACAUGAUGAAAGAGAAAUGGUGGAGGGGCAAUGGCUGCCCAGAGGAAGAGAGCAAGGAAGCCAGUGCUUUAGGAGUCCAGAACAUUGGUGGCAUCUUUAUCGUGCUGGCUGCAGGCCUAGUGCUGUCCAUCUUUGUGGCAGUGGGCGAAUUUCUGUACAAGUCGAAAAAAAAUGCACAGAUUGAGAAGAGGUCCUUCUGUAGUGCCAUGGUUGAGGAGCUCAGGUUGUCUCUCAAGUGUCAACGGCGUCUGAAACACAGGCCUCAGGCACCAGUCAUAGUGAAAACUGAAGAAGUUAUCAACAUGCAUACAUUCAACGACAGGAGAUUGCCUGGCAAAGAAACAAUGGCAUAAAGUGUAGAAAAUCCACACCGAGCACAAACAGUAAUCUUUGUUCCCAAUGACCUGCAAGAGUGUUUCCUGUGGAAAUAUGCAAAACCGUGCCGAACAAGCGAGUUACCUCAUGAUGCUGUGUUGAAAAAAAAAUUACCUACCUUAUGAAAACAGGCUGGUCGAAGUCAGAUUCCGAAACAUUGUCAAGGACCAAAACAUGCAAAUAAAAUAGUUAAAUGCAGUAAAGACUUUCCCCCUUCAUCCCUCUUUUCACCCCUCCCUCUUAUUUUCCCAUAUCAGAAAUUAAUGGUGAUCAUAAAGAAUAAGAAACACUGGACAACAGAGGGAAAACUGUGUUGAGUUAUAGCUAAAGUUAUACAAGGUGGAAAUGAUACUGAGGAUUGUCCAAACUUGUGCAGUUGUGCUGUAAUAGAGGCUGUUCAAAAUAAUUGAGGUUUAAGAUGAAAGAGGACUGAGACACUUUGGAAAGAAAUGGUGAAACUCUGAUGCGAUAUUUCAUGUAUUUGUAUCACCAUCAGAAAGGAAUACAAGGCAAUAAUUGUUUUCUGUCAAUUUAGCUUUUUUUUACAAUGGAUCAGACUGCUUUGAACCAUCGCCAAAUGAAAGAGCGUUAAACAAUUAAAUUUUCUAAACAAUGGAUUGCGAAGUUGUUUUCCAAAAUCUGAGUGAUGUAGGGUAUAACAAACAGCCUAAAGUCCUUUAAGUUUGUGUACUUCAUUGUGGUAACAGAAGAGCGUGUUCCCUUCAGCUCUCCCCAUCCGGGUCUCAAGAUUUGGUCCUUCCAAGUUGCUUCGCCCACCUGCUCCCACAUUCAGCUGAACUGAUUUGACACCUGGCCUUUCAACUCGUGUGGUUCCGCCUGAUUAAUUAUGGAUAUAGGAUUUUCACUGACAUGAUCUCAUGGUAAUGUUGCAGGAGACUCUUUUGUAGAAUGCACUAAAUCUCAAGUCACAACUGCUACAAAUCCUUGUGAGCAGUUUUUCAAGAUGUUCAUGUUUAUUUGUGGAAAUGCAAGAUUUAUAUGAAAAUAGUUUUUGUAUGGAAUUUUUGUAAUAAUUUUUAUCAGAAAAUGAACACACGGGCACUAAAUUUCAAUGAGUUUCCAUUAGGCUGAUAGCAUACAGUGAUGAACUAUUGUGUGUAAUAAAAGGCACAGAGUCUUGGCCAUAUAUUGUGAUAAUAAAUGAAGUGCAUACUGAGUAUUGUCUGAAAUUAAUGCACAGUCUUUAAAAAAAAGGAAUACAGACAUUUUUAUUUAAAUAUUUCACACUACAUUUAGGUCAGUGUUUUACCCAAAUUGGUUUGGUUCCCAUUGGCAGUAAGUCUGGCAUUUUGCAAAUUGAAAAAAAACUCACAAUAAAGGAAUUAUACAGAAAUAGGAAGCAUAAACAAUGAAUUUGCCACAACCACCCCCCACCCCAUCAUGCUUAUGAUUAAUGGUACCUAACCAAUAUAAUGUAAGCUUAAUUUCCUUUGCUGUGUCAUUGAAAUAAGAACUGUCAGCAAAAAAUUGGUCAGUUCAAAGUCUAUAAUCCAAAAAUCACAAAUAAAACCCCAACCAAGAUGCCCAUUUUCUUUUUGGUUCAUGCAAUCAGAAAACCCAUAUAUUCCACUCUCUCCUAUUUUGGUAUUGGUUACCUUUGAUUUACACCAUUUUUUUUCCCAUUUGAUAUACUAUUUGGAUGUUCAUUCCAAUAUUUAAUCGCCAUCAGAGCGAAGGAGAACUGCCUGUUGUUAGUCCUGAAUUUAUCUUUUAAUGAUUUGAAUCAGUAUGCUUUGUACUGUUCUUAUGAUGCUCUCCUGGGUUUAUCCCACACUGGUUACUAUCUCACAUUCCUUAUGAAUUCCUUUUCCCUUUGUAGUCAAAAAAAUCCCCAUUUUUAAAUUUUUCAUCAAGCCCAGCACUCACUACCUGAUGCUAAGGCUCAUGGCUUUCUCCUGAUCUGUCUCCAGCAUUUGAAUAUCAUUGAAUCUCGAUAACCAGAACUAGAAACAAGACUCAAGUUAUAGUCUGACCAAUGUAUUGUAUCGAUGGAUCAUGACUUUUUCUGACAUGUGUGCUGCUGUUUUGUUAAUAUAGAUCAGCAUUGUAUUGCUUUGUUGCCUUCUCCUCUGUAUUGAUUGAAUAUGUUGAGCGUUGAAUCGAUCAAGAAUUCUCUACAUUGUGAUCAACCAUUUUAACACCAUUCUUGGAAUACAUAUAUCCCUUUUGUUGCUUAUUUACAGAACUUUAGAGAUGGCCACCUGUUCACAUAUUAGAGGUAAUUCUGCAACUGUACAAAUCUAAUGAGGAGGUCUUUGCCCACCAUUACAGCACAUACCUGACCAUUUACGUUAAUGCUAGGAAGAUCAUGUAAUUCAUGUUUGAAUUCCAGUUUUACCUGAAAGACUCUUCGUGAGCAACACCAAAUCAACGGGUUACCUCUUAUUUUGCCCAGUUCAUUUUGUUGUUGUUGGUUUGCAAUCUCAAACUUACAACUUACAUUGCGAUGUCUGCACAAAAACACUCCUACAAUUGGUGUCAUUAUAGCAUUUCACCUGUGCAACUUCCAGUCCUCUGCAUGCAUCACAGUGAAACACUUACAAAUCUGU
Molecule: messenger RNA, 5977 nt
Organism: Stegostoma tigrinum
Lineage: Eukaryota; Metazoa; Chordata; Chondrichthyes; Orectolobiformes; Stegostomatidae
Product: glutamate receptor ionotropic, kainate 2
Exons: 18
Coding region: 641-3385 (914 amino acids)
Biological process (GO): synaptic transmission, glutamatergic; monoatomic ion transport; modulation of chemical synaptic transmission
Cellular component (GO): plasma membrane; postsynaptic membrane; kainate selective glutamate receptor complex
Molecular function (GO): transmitter-gated monoatomic ion channel activity involved in regulation of postsynaptic membrane potential; kainate selective glutamate receptor activity
Source: RefSeq, a predicted model, not a curated record